AUUGAAGUCAACCAGGGUCUGGGGUACAAUAAGUGAACAGAAGCCGUAAGCAACACUGCCACUGAAAACAAAUCAAAGUCACACUAAUAUGAGACACAAAUCUGAGUGCGUGUUCAGGGAGGGAAAAACACAUAAACACAGAAAAGAAAAACAAACCACAAAAACGGUCUGUACAGGCAGGCAACGCUCUAGUUUUCUGAAGGCGUUAAUUUUUUUGGUAUGAGAAAGUCACAAAUUAACACAAAAUGUGUGUAACCGCCGGCGAAGUUACCGCCGCGCGCUUCAAAAAUCGCUAUCCUCUUUUAGAAUCCGCAAAAAAGUAAUCACCCAAAAUUGCUCCCGUAAAAAUAUUCAGCUUAUUAAAGUCGAAAGUAAUUACAAGUAGGUUAAUAAAAAAAAAACCAAGAAUGAACGUAAACAAGCGCGACUGACAUGAACCACCACAAUGGCUCGCUGUUAAGUUGAGCUGCCAGUGGGCGGGACUCAGACUCUGAUUGGUCACUCAAGUGUCCAUCAAAUGGGUCCUCGAGCUCCAGUCUUGCGGAACAUUUCUCAAAGUUCAAUACGGUACAGUGCGGUUCUGGAGGGAGAGAGGGAGAAGAUCUGGUGUUACCUGUAAAUACGCAGCAAUGUCCGUCCUCUUCUUCUCAGGAUGGUUAGACCCCAGCAGUGUUUUAAUCUUUCUCUUUGUGUUUUUGAUACUUGUGGACCUAAUUAAAAACAAGGCUCCGAAAAACUUUCCUCCUGGACCACCGUGGUCCCUGCCUUUUGUGGGAGAUCUUUUCCGUAUCGAUUCAGAUAGAGUUCAUCUCCAGGUGACAGAGUUUGCCAAGCGAUAUGGAAAUAUUUAUAGUAUUCGAAUUGGACAAAGGAUAGUUGUCCUGAAUGGUCUACAGCUUGUGAAAGAGGCUCUGGUUGAACAUGGUGAAAACUUUGCUGUUCGUCCAACAGUACCACUCUCUGAAGAUAUUAUGUUGAACAAGGGUUUGUUUGGCUCCAAUGGAUAUCAAUGGAAGCAACAAAGAAGGUUUGCUCUCUCUACUCUGAGAAACUUUGGACUGGGGAAGAGAAGUCUUGAGUCACAGAUCCAAGUGGAGUGUAGGUUCCUAAAUGACGUCAUAGACAAGAGUCAAGGCCAGCCAUUUGAACCUAUUUCCGUUGUUAACAAUGCUGUUGCCAACAUCAUCAGUUGUCUGGUGUUUGGCGACCGGUUUGACUACAGCGACAGCUACUUCCAAACACUGCUGAAAUUAAUCAAUGAACUACUUUAUUUGGAGGGAGGCAUUUGGGCUCAGUUGUACAACAUGUUCCCAUGGCUGAUGCGAAGAGUACCUGGUCCACACAAAAAAAUAUUUUCCCACUUGGGAAUUUUGACUGACUUUGUAAAGCUAAAAAUUAAGGAGCACAAGGAGGACUGGGAUGCUUCAACUCCGAGAGACUACAUUGACAGCUUCCUUUCUGAGAUGGAAAAGUGGAAAGAUGAUGCUGAAGCAGGUUUCAAUGAGGACAACUUGUGUUUCUGCACUCUGGACCUGUUUACUGCUGGGACAGAAACAACAUCAACUACACUGAACUGGGCUUUGCUGUAUAUGAUUAAAUACCCAGAAAUACAAGAGAAGGUACAAGCAGAAAUAGACCAAGUACUUGGAUCCUCACGUUUGGCAACCAUGGCAGACAGAGCCAAUAUGCCCUACACUGAUGCUGUUAUUCAUGAGAUACAGAGGAUGGGUAACAUUGUACCACUGAAUUUGGUGCGUCUGACGACAAAAGACACCACACUGAGAGGAUACACAAUUCCAAAGGGUACUAUGGUGAUGGCAACAUUACACUCUGUGCUUUUUGAUGAGACUGAGUGGGAGACUCCUUUCACAUUUAAUCCUGGCCAUUUCCUGGAUGCAGAGGGGAAGUUCAGAAGACGAGAUGCCUUCUUGCCUUUCUCAGCUGGCAAGAGGGUGUGUCUUGGGGAGCAGCUGGCACGGAUGGAGUUGUUCCUGUUCUUCACCUCCCUUCUCCAGCGGUUCACAUUCUCUCCACCCCCUGGUGUGGAGCCCACCCUGGAGUCCAAAGUGGGAGUCACCCACAGCCCUAAGCCAUACAAGUUGUGUGCUGUACCCCGCUGAACACAACAAUGUCAUAAGGGAAGUUUUUUGCUGGAAAUUUGACAAUGUCCCGAUGCCACACUGAACUAAUUUUCUGAAAGUGUACGAUAAAAAAGAAUAGAGUGGUGUAGGCAUAUAUAUCCCAUGGAAGUGGAUAAGGUGGAGUUGUAACUUAAGUUACAAUGUCAUAUUACCUACUUCAGUAACAGGUGUUUUGGGCGUUUGCUUUUCUCAUUGGGGGCAGGGGUGUGAAAAUUAAGUUAUUAUCAUCACAAGGACCAAAACUGAACACAUUUUAACAAAUCUUCAAAUUUUUCUUGAAGAUGUAUGAUAACAUAUCUUAUCAGUCUGAGUUGAUAGCUUGUUAUGCAAAUUUUCAGGCACAAAUUACAUUUGCUACUAACUCAGAUCUCUUGUAAAUGGAGCUCCAGUUAUACAAACCCCAUUUCCAGAAAAGUUGGGACACUUU
Scleropages formosus (Asian bonytongue) is the source of this 2568-nucleotide messenger RNA. Its product is annotated as cytochrome P450 2J2-like. Gene Ontology annotation, biological process: xenobiotic metabolic process. Lineage: Eukaryota; Metazoa; Chordata; Actinopteri; Osteoglossiformes; Osteoglossidae. The transcript has 9 exons. Gene Ontology annotation, cellular component: intracellular membrane-bounded organelle; cytoplasm. Gene Ontology annotation, molecular function: heme binding; iron ion binding; oxidoreductase activity, acting on paired donors, with incorporation or reduction of molecular oxygen, reduced flavin or flavoprotein as one donor, and incorporation of one atom of oxygen. The coding region runs from base 630 to 2120 and encodes 496 amino acids. The record is from RefSeq and is a predicted model, not a curated record.